Messenger RNA from Rattus rattus (black rat), 1738 nucleotides. It is a transcript of the gene Sgms2, whose product is annotated as sphingomyelin synthase 2. Bases 271 to 1368 code for a protein of 365 amino acids. The record is from RefSeq and is a predicted model, not a curated record. NCBI's taxonomy places the organism in Eukaryota, Metazoa, Chordata, Mammalia, Rodentia, Muridae. The transcript has 6 exons. Gene Ontology annotation, cellular component: Golgi membrane; endoplasmic reticulum membrane. Gene Ontology annotation, molecular function: ceramide cholinephosphotransferase activity; sphingomyelin synthase activity. Gene Ontology annotation, biological process: sphingomyelin biosynthetic process; ceramide biosynthetic process.
CCGGUCCCCCGGGUCCUCCGCGCCCAGCGAGCGCCCCCGGCGUGCGAGCACCGGCUGUGAGCGAAGGGACAAUACCAUCCUCUGUGGGAAGGAGAACCAGCUUCCUUGUGACUACACAGCAGACCAGAAGGCCACCGUCUACAAUUCAUAUCAGCACACACAGUCUAUCCUAAGAGUCCAUGUUGAUCUUGGAAGUAGAGAGGUUUAAAAGAAGUUCCCACAGAAACCAAGAGCCUUACCAUCUCCUUUAGCUCCGAAGGCUGGCGGACAAUGGAUAUCAUAGAGACAGCAAAACUUGAAGGUCAUUUGGAAAGUCAAACCAACAACUCUACCAACACUUACACAAGCCCCACUGAAGCUGUAGAAGAGGAGGACAAAAAUGGCAAGGGUAAACCCAAGACUUUAUCCAACGGGCUACGAAAGGGUGCCAAGAAAUACCCGGACUACAUCCAGAUUUCCAUGCCCAAUGACUCCAGGAACAAGCUUCCCCUGGAGUGGUGGAAAACAGGCAUUGCCUUUGUGUACGCUCUCUUCAACCUUAUCCUGACAACAGUCAUGAUCACCGUUGUGCACGAGAGGGUCCCUCCCAAGGAGCUCAGCCCUCCACUCCCAGACAAGUUUUUUGAUUACGUCGACCGGGUCAAAUGGGCAUUUUCUGUAUCAGAAAUAAAUGGGAUGGUAUUAGUUGGGCUAUGGCUCACCCAGUGGCUCUUUCUGAGAUACAAGUCAAUAGUGGGACGCAGAUUCUUCUUUAUCAUGGGAACUUUAUACCUGUAUCGCUGUAUAACUAUGUACGUCACUACGUUACCUGUGCCCGGAAUGCACUUCCAGUGUGCUCCAAAGCUCAAUGGAGACUCUCAGGCAAAAAUACAACGGAUUCUCCGGUUGCUUUCUGGCGGUGGAUUGUCCAUCACGGGAUCACACAUCCUGUGUGGAGACUUUCUCUUCAGCGGCCAUACAGUUGUGCUGACACUUACUUACUUGUUCAUCAAAGAAUAUUCACCUCGUCACUUCUGGUGGUACCACUUGGUCUGCUGGCUGCUGAGCGCCGCUGGGAUCAUCUGCAUCCUCGUGGCGCACGAACACUACACGGUCGAUGUCAUCAUUGCGUAUUACAUCACAACACGGCUGUUUUGGUGGUACCACUCCAUGGCCAACGAAAAGAACUUGAAGGUCUCUUCCCAGACUAAUUUCUUGUCUCGGGCUUGGUGGUUCCCCAUCUUCUAUUUUUUUGAAAAGAAUGUGCAAGGCUCCAUUCCUUGCUGUUUCUCCUGGCCGCUGUCCUGGCCCCCUGGCUGCUUCAAGUCAUCGUGCAAAAAGUAUUCUCGCGUCCAGAAGAUCGGGGAGGAUAACGAGAAGUCUACCUGAGCGGCCGACACGACAGCCGCUUUUCCACCCAGAGAGUCCGUGCUGUAACCAAAGGCACAGCUUCUAUUUAUUUUCAGAGAACUGACUGGUGAAACGAAGUGGACCAAAUUUUACGCAAAAGAUUGGAGCAGUGAAGUAUUACCUUUCGGCUUUUUUUCUUCAUUCAUCCCAAGAAACAUAUAUUUUCCUGUAGCUCUCCAUUCAGGAGGACAAGGCCCCCAAGCUGGAGUUCUGCAGAGGCAAAAGAGAACAUGCUAAGCCUCUCCUCAUCUUCCUUCACUUCCAUGCUCUUUCCAGAUCACUUUUUUUCCUCCCUUCAAGGUCAGAAGAGUUUGCUAAUGUUUUGAAUAAAAAUGUCCGGAUAUAUACA